Molecule: messenger RNA, 1845 nt
Organism: Rhodotorula graminis WP1
Lineage: Eukaryota; Fungi; Basidiomycota; Microbotryomycetes; Sporidiobolales; Sporidiobolaceae
Exons: 9
Coding region: 1-1845 (614 amino acids)
Biological process (GO): protein N-linked glycosylation
Molecular function (GO): alpha-(1->6)-fucosyltransferase activity
Source: RefSeq, a predicted model, not a curated record
AUGCCGCGCAUCCGCCUGCCAGGCAGUGCAGGGCCAUCCAGUCCACUCCUCCCCCACGACCAGGACGUGUACGACCGCCCACGCCCACCCCGCAGGCGCCGCGCCCUCGUCUGCGCCCUCGUCCCUCUCGCCACCCUCCUCGCCUUCGCCCUCGCCCACCACCCCUCGGUACCCGCCGCACUCGAGCCCUACACCGACCGCAUCCCCGACCUGCACGUCUGGCGCCACCUCGCUCCUCCAGCCGACGACCACCUCGCACCACCGCCGGCACCUCCGCUCAGUGACGACGACCUCAUCGAGCACGAGCAGGACGAGCGGCUGCCGGCUAUCGCCUGGAGCAAGGAGGACCGGCACCUGCGGCGGUACAGCUGGGCGACCCCCAAGAUCCACAGCAGCCUCGCCCGCAUGCUCAAAGACCUGUCGCCGGCGCAGAACACGACCCGACAGUGGCUCCUCAAGAGCCGCACGGCGAGCCAGGGCGGCGUCGGCAUCGGGCUCGGCGGCGACGACCCGCCGAGGCGCAUCAAGCCUGCUUCUGCAUUGCCGUCGCACUCGUUUGCGCCGGCCGAAGGAGAAGGCCCGGGUCUGUUCGUCGAUGGCUCUUACGACAAGUACGAGGACCUCCUGCACGAGUGGCGCACCGGCCGACCUGUCGAGGCGUGCGAGCAGGGCGCCUGGGAGGACGAGUACACCAAGAUGCACGCCGACAUGCUCGCCGGCGACCAAGAGCCGAGCCUGCUCGAGUUUGUCUGCCGCGCAGGCGAGUACUGCGGCGGGUUCGCCGACCGCAUCCUCGGCAUGACGACGACCUUCCUGUACAGCAUCCUCACCAGGCGCGCCUUUGCCGUCUCGUGGGAGCAGCCCGCACCCGUCGACCUCUUCUUCGACUCGCCCCACAUCGACUGGUCGAGGCCGUUCAACGCGUCGUCGUCGACGCCGAGCGCGCACCCGGCCGUGUACGCCAACAAGACGCUCGCCAAGAAGCGGCGCGAGGUCGACGCGCACAAUUGGGAGCCCGAGCACAUCGACCAGUGGAUGCCGAGGUUCGUGCGCAACUAUGGCGGCAACAAGAAGUCGCCCUGGAUCCAGCUCGACUUCAACCGCGGCGUCGUCAUCCGCUCGUGGACGUACAAGCAGGUGGCGCCGCUCCUCGACGACCUGGGCCUUAAGGCGACGACGGCCUACUCGUGCCUCAUCAACUACCUCUUGCGGCCCAAGCCCGCCGCGCUCGCCUUUAUCGCCCAGUACACGAGCCUGUUUGCGCUCCCCGAGAACUUUGUCAUCGGCAUCCAGAUCCGCACGGGCGACCUGUCGAUGUGGGCCGACUACAAGGACGCCGUCAACUCGGUGUCGCUCCACCCGCAGUACUUUACGUGCGCCGAGGCCGUCGCGCGCACGUACGCGCAUCCGUCGCAGAAGGUCCUGUACUACCUCAUUACCGACUCGCACGCGCUCGAGCGCGACGCGCUCCGGCGGUUCGGCGACAAGGUCGUCGUGACGGGCCUCAAGCAGGCGCACGUCGAGAUCAAGACGGACUCGAGCACUGGGCUCGUCAGCAUCAAGCGGGCGGCAGAUGGGUUCAUGAGGACGAUCGCCGAGAGCUGGAUCUUUGCCGGGACCGACUUCCAGAUCUUGACGUCGCGCAGCGGGUUCGGCAAGAUUCCAACCUGGCUCCGCGGUCGAGAAGGCUCGACCAUCGCCCUCUUCAACGAGUUCACCGACCCCGACUUUACGCUCCAGUACAAGAAGGCCAACCGCGGCAAGCUACCGCCGCCGAUCGACUGCUCGACGCCAGAGGCCUUGAUCGACUUCAAGGGCCUCGCGCAGGACUGGUCGCUCGGCUAG